This is a messenger RNA of Argiope bruennichi, 724 nucleotides long. RefSeq names its product troponin I-like (gene wupA). The coding region runs from base 1 to 600 and encodes 199 amino acids. Gene Ontology annotation, biological process: muscle contraction. Lineage: Eukaryota; Metazoa; Arthropoda; Arachnida; Araneae; Araneidae. Gene Ontology annotation, cellular component: troponin complex. The record is from RefSeq and is a predicted model, not a curated record. The transcript has 8 exons.
AUGACCUUCAACAGAGAGGAACAAAGACGCAAGCAAGAAGAAAAAGCGCGGAAGAAGGCCGAAGUUCGAAAGAGGCUCGAAGAAUCGACCAAAUCCAAAAAAUCGAAAAAAGGAGGUUUUAUGACACCGGAAAGGAAGAAAAAGCUACGAACUCUUUUGAGAAAAAAAGCAGCAGAAGAACUUAAAAGAGAACAAGAACGGAAAGCGGAAGAAAGGAAGAAAAUGAUAACAGAGAGAUGUGGACAACCCAAAGAUGUGGAAAAUGCAAAUGAAGCGACUUUGCAAGCUAUUUGUAAGGAGUAUUAUAAACGAAUUGCUCAAUUAGAAGAUGCGAAAUAUGAUUUAGAAUACGAAGUUAGCCAAAAAGAAUUUUUGAUAAAUGAGCUGACCAUUCAAGUGAAUGAUCUAAGAGGUAAAUUCGUGAAGCCUAAUUUGAAGAAAGUUUCAAAAUACGAAGGAAAGUUUGAAAAACUGAAAAUGAUUGCUAAAACAAGCGAGAUAGACUUCCGUGCAAAUCUGAAAAAUGUGAAAUCGAACAAAUUCAAGCUAGAAGGAGAAGAGGAGGGCAAAAAACAAGGCCCAGAAUGGGCUAAUAAAUAAUGCUGGAAACGACAAAGAAAGAGAAAGAAAGAAAGAGAGAGGAAAGAUAAGCUCUGGAGGAAAAAAUAACACUUCUAAGAGAAUACUUUAUAAAAAAGAAUAAUAAAGAAAUCAUUAAACAGUG